AUGGCACCGCCCAGUGGUCACGCGGCCACUGCGAUCGUCCAGGGCGCAGACCGCCGCGAUGCAGAUGAGGAGGCACUGGAAGCGGCACUGCAGGAAUCACUCGCUCGAGAUUUUAUGGCUGAGAUCUUGCGCUCGGAAGAUCAAACUCGCCGUCAAGUCGUCAGCAAUCUACAAGGCGGUCAUGUGCAGCUUCGAACGGCAUUACACGGACAAGAAUGCGAGCAGCGACAGCAAAUAAAAGAUAGAAAAAACAACGAAGAAGGAGAAAACGAAGAAGAAGAAGCAGAAGAAAAAGGAGAUGGAGAGAGCGGUGAAGACGAUGAAGAUGGCCAAGGGUUUUUUGGUCACGAGUCAAGAGCUACAGUAGCAGGAGAAAGCUUGCAAGACGAGGAGGAGGAGGAGACAGAAGAAGACCCGAAUGAACACCACACGAUGCUGAACGUUGCUGACAUUUUGCUCAUUGACAUUUUCAAGUGGCUGGACGAAGAUGCCAUUGGCAUCUGCGCUUGCACGUGCAAACGAAUGCUGCACGUAAGCCGGUCGGAAAUUCUCUUUGAGGCAUUGUGCCGACGUAUCUAUCCUGUGCAGAACCCGAGAGCCGCUGUGGCAGUCGCUCGCAACAAGUUUGGGCUGCGUCGUUUUCCGACGUGGUAUGGCAUGUUUCACGAUCGACCGCGAGUACGUUAUAACGGAUUCUAUUGGCUCAAGGUAUCGUACUACAAGAAGCCGGAGCUGAGCAUGUGGACAGGUGUCGUGCCUGGCACGAUCUUGAAGUGUGUAUACUACCGCUACUUCUCGUUCCAGCGAGAUGGCACAGUGUUGUAUGGUAUGCUGUUCAAAGCUCCACACGAUGCCGAGGCGCACAUUCGUGACAGACGCAAGGGCGUCUACAGCGGAACAUUUUACGUCGAUAAGAAUGAGCUGAUGGUGACGGUGCCUACAAACUGCAAUGAGGUCAACUUCCGACUGACAAUCACGCAACGAGAACGUGGCAGAAACGUCAAGUUAGUUUUGAAGGAGCACUUCGCCAGCUCCGAGCCCGACGGCAGCGGUCGGAUCAGUUACUAUGACACCGCAGACGAAGAGUUCUACUACUACCGAUUGUGGAGCCUGUGA
Molecule: messenger RNA, 1116 nt
Organism: Hyaloperonospora brassicae
Lineage: Eukaryota; Oomycota; Peronosporomycetes; Peronosporales; Peronosporaceae
Source: the annotation of a GenBank genome assembly